Messenger RNA from Closterium sp. NIES-65, 882 nucleotides. The record is from the annotation of a GenBank genome assembly. Lineage: Eukaryota; Viridiplantae; Streptophyta; Zygnematophyceae; Desmidiales; Closteriaceae.
AUGCUAACGCAGGCUGCCUGUGCUGCCCGUGCCUGUGCUGCCCGUGCCUGUGCUGCCCGUGCCUGUUGCUGCCCGUGCCUGUGCUGCCCGUGCCUGUUGCUGCCCGUGCCUGUGCUGCCCGUGCCUGUGCUGCCCGUGCCUGUGCUGCCCGUGCCUGUUGCUGCCCGUGCCUGUGCUGCCCGUGCCUGUGCUGCCCGUGCCUGUGCUGCCUGUGCCUGUUGCUGCCCGUGCCUGUGCUGCCCGUGCCUGUGCUGCCCGUGCCUGUUGCUGCCCGUGCCUGUGCUGCCCGUGCCUGUGCUGCCCGUGCCUGUGCUGCCCGUGCCUGUUGCUGCCCGUGCCUGUGCUGCCCGUGCCUGUGCUGCCCGUGCCUGUGCUGCCCGUGCCUGUGCUGCCCAUGCCUGUUGCUGCCCGUGCCUGUGCUGCCCGUGCCUGUGCUGCCCGUGCCUGUGCUGCCCGUGCCUGUUGCUGCCCGUGCCUGUGCUGCCCGUGCCUGUGCUGCCCGUGCCUGUGCUGCCCGUGCCUGUGCUGCCUGUGCCUGUUGCUGCCCGUGCCUGUGCUGCCCGUGCCUGUGCUGCCCGUGCCUGUUGCUGCCCGUGCAUGUGCCGCCCGUGCCUGUUGCUGCCCGUGCCUGUGCUGCCCGUGCCUGUGCUGCCCGUGCCUGUGCUGCCCGUGCCUGUGCUGCCCGUGCCUGUUGCUGCCCGUGCCUGUGCUGCCCGUGCCUGUGCUGCCCGUGCCUGUGCUGCCCGUGCCUGUGCUGCCUGUGCCUGUUGCUGCCCGUGCCUGUGCUGCCCGUGCCUGUGCUGCCCGUGCCUGUGCUGCCCGUGCCUGUUGCUGCCCGUGCCUCGUGCUCGCGCCCCCGUGCGCUCUGCUACUUGGAGCUAG